This is a messenger RNA of Vitis vinifera (wine grape), 2267 nucleotides long. RefSeq lists its product as uncharacterized. The record is from RefSeq and is a predicted model, not a curated record. Gene Ontology annotation, molecular function: protein binding. NCBI's taxonomy places the organism in Eukaryota, Viridiplantae, Streptophyta, Magnoliopsida, Vitales, Vitaceae. The transcript has 11 exons. Bases 182 to 1828 code for a protein of 548 amino acids.
UAAUAUUAUAUCCAUGGCUGAAAUUCUGAAAUCAUCUUUAGCCAUGAACUGCGAAGCACAGAAUCGGGCGCUCUUGAUCUGAAAGUCAUUAGCAGAAGAGGCAUAGAAGAGAGGAAGGGAAGAAGGGAGGAGGAUUUGGAUGCGAUGAACUCAUGCUUCACCAUCCAUCACAACCGUCGAUAUGAUCAACAGCAGCAACAUCAACGGUGGGAUGUCGUCGCCGUCAUCGUCGUCUGUCAACCCUCGUUCGCCGGGCCUUAAGACCUACUUCAAAACGCCCGAGGGCCGCUACAAGCUCCAUUACGAGAAGACUCAUCCCUCCAGUCUUCUUCAAUACCCUCAUGGAAAAUCCGUCACUCAGGUAACCCUUGCGUAUCUGAAGGAGAAGCAGGCACAGCUGGCGCCAACACCAAGCUCGAGUAUGAGUGCCUCCAGUGGAGUGAGAUUUGCAGCGGCCAGGUUCUUAGGGGGAGGUAAUGGUGGUCGAACUCUUAGUUUCGUGGGAGGGAAUGGCGCAAGUAAAUCGUUUACUGGAACCAGUAGGAGCAGUUCAUUGGGAGGUUUGAGUAAUUGUAAUUCAAUGCUUACUUCUAAUUAUGAUGGGAAAGGGACAUAUCUUAUAUUCAAUUUAGGGGACACAAUCUAUAUCAGCGAUUUUAAUUCACAGGAUAAGGAUCCUAUAAAAGCAAUACAUUUUAGCAAUUCAAACCCUGUCUGCCAUGCAUUUGAUGCAGAAGCUAAAGAUGGGCAUGACUUGCUUAUUGGAUUGAAUUCUGGGGAUGUCUAUUCGGUCUCUCUGAGGCAGCAAUUACAAGAUUUUGGGAAGAAACUUGUUGGUGCCCAGCAUUAUAACAAAGAUGGUUCUGUUAGUACCAGUCGAUGUACUAGCAUUGCUUGGAUUCCUCAAGGCGAUGGUGCUUUUGCUGUUGCUCACUCUGAUGGAAACUUGUACGUGUAUGAAAAGGGUAAGGACGGAACAGGUGAUUCUUCCUUCCCAGUUAUCAAGGAUCAAACUCAGUUUACUGUUGCACAUGCACGGUCCAGUAAGAGCAAUCCAGUUGCCAGAUGGCAUAUCUGCCAAGGUUCAAUCAAUAGCAUUGCUUUCUCAUCUGAUGGGACAUAUUUGGCAACUGUUGGUAGAGAUGGUUAUUUACGGGUAUUUGACUACUCAAAAGAACAACUAAUAUGUGGUGGAAAAAGUUAUUAUGGCGCUCUUCUGUGUUGUGCCUGGAGCUUGGAUGGAAAAUACAUUUUGACUGGUGGUGAAGAUGAUCUAGUUCAAGUUUGGAGUAUGGAAGAUCGAAAGGUAGUAGCAUGGGGCGAGGGGCACAGCUCAUGGGUGAGUGGAGUGGCUUUUGACUCAUAUUGGUCAUCACCAUCUUCAGAUGGCACUGGGGAAAGUGUGAUGUACCGAUUUGGUUCUGUUGGUCAGGACACUCAGUUGCUUCUAUGGGACCUGUCAAUGGAGGAGAUUGUAGUUCCACUUCGCAGGUGUCCCCCUGGUGGUUCCCCCACAUUCAGCAGUGGAAGCCAGUCAUCUCAUUGGGAUAGCAUUUCUCCAGUGGGCACUCUCCAACCUGCUCCAAGCAUGCAAGAUGUUCCAAAACUCUCCCCAGUAGUUGCCCAUCGUGUCCAUUCUGAACCUCUAUCUGGCUUAAUUUUUACCCAGGAAUCUAUUCUCACUGCAUGUCGAGAAGGGCAUGUGAAAAUUUGGAUGAGACCCAGGUCCUCUGAAAGCCCACCGAGUAACUCAGAAGGUCUUUUAAGUACUAGUUCAAAGGAGAAGCUGCUAAUGCCUGGCAAGGUUGGCGGAUCUAGUUUCAAAUAAUUUAAGAAAAAAAAUAUAAAAAUAAAAUAAAAUAAAAUGAGUUAUUUCCAAAAGCAUUUUCCACGGAGUUGAUUCUCUGUUUGAAAAUAUGACUAUUUAUGCCUUUCUGCCCAGUUGGUUUCUUCAGAUUGCCAUGUGUUACAAAUGUUGGGUUGGGUCAUUGAGUCAAUCAACAUGAGCAUGUGCAGAGAGAUUAACCAACUGGUUCUGCUGUAUAUUCUCACGGGUGACAUUAAAUUAAUGGCACUGAGAUUGAGAGAUAGAGAUGUUUAGUGAAAAUACACAGGCUAUACGAAGUGACCCCUUGUUGCUGCGAUGUUUCUAAUUAUAGGUAGUAAUAAGGGAAGUUGUUCCAUGGGAAUCUCUUUUAAGGCUUGUAUUUGAAUCCCACCUUUCAAAAGAUAUCAUGAAUACAGAGGGAUUUCUAUUUGCUGUUUAA